AUGGCGAGCGUGCAGCCGGGCUAUUCUCAUGCCGACCUACAUGACGACGAAUCGCUCCUUGACGAUGACCUGAUUGAAGCCGACCACGACAUCGAGGCCGAUGAUCCCUUACACACCUCCGACACAGCCCCUCUGCGAGGCAACAUCGCAUCCGACUCUGGCUCCCGAGGCAGCCGCGUAGACGGCUAUGGCAACUACCUGACCUCCUCGAUUCCCGGUGAGGAUCGCCGCGCGACUCAAAAUACCAUCGAUGAGACUGUUUGGGCCACCCUAUCGCGCGACCUGAUCGCCGUCUGGGAAAAGAUGCGCCAGGUGCUCUGGCCCAAAUACUUACUGGGCGGUAUGAUGCAGCGCGGUGGAGGAGGUAUGGGUGAUGCUGCCGAACGAGGCGAGGCAUCUGGAUUCGGUCGCAACCUGCGCGGGAUCGUGGGUCGCUGGCCAGAUGCCGAUGUGGUUCUGCAGGGUGGCAUGAGUGAAGGGUUGCGCGACUGGGAUCUUUGGGGCCCGCUUGUCUUCUGUUUGGUUCUGAGUUUAUUCCUAUCCGUCGCGAAGGGCGACCAGGCCUCGUUGGUCUUCUCGGGUGUCUUCUGCAUCGUCUGGAUCGGAGAGGCAGCUGUCACUCUGCAGAUCAAGCUUCUUGGCGGAAAGAUCUCCUUCUUCCAGUCAAUUUGCAUCAUCGGUUACACACUCUUCCCACUGGUCAUUGCCGCACUCCUCAGUGCCUUGGGCCUUCCGACAAUUGCCAGAAUACCCGUCUAUCUUGUCCUUGUGGCAUGGUCAUUGGCUGCAGGCGUUAGUAUUCUGGGUGGCUCGGGUGUGGUGCGCAACCGCGUCGGCAUCGCGGUAUACCCGCUGUUUGUGUUUUAUAUUGCGAUUGGAUGCCUCUGUUUCAUUAGUUAA
Molecule: messenger RNA, 900 nt
Organism: Penicillium cataractarum
Lineage: Eukaryota; Fungi; Ascomycota; Eurotiomycetes; Eurotiales; Aspergillaceae
Product: Yip1 domain protein
Exons: 4
Coding region: 1-900 (299 amino acids)
Biological process (GO): endoplasmic reticulum to Golgi vesicle-mediated transport
Cellular component (GO): trans-Golgi network; membrane
Source: RefSeq, a predicted model, not a curated record